CUUAGCAUUCGCAAUGGCUUCAUCAAUUGCUAUACAUUUCAUGCUUCUCUCAAUAGCCCUUUCCUCAAUACACUCCUUAUCAGCAUUAUCACACGUUCCCAACACCUUUACCCUUGGCAUUAAAAAAGACCAAGAAACCAAUCUCUUCUACGCUUCAGUUGGCAUAGGAACUCCAAGACACAACUUCAACCUAGUCAUUGAUCUUGCUGGAGAAAACCUAUGGUACGAUUGUGACACUCAUUACAAUUCAUCAUCAUACACUCCCAUUUCUUGUCGCUCCAAAAGAUGCCCAGAAGAUAUAUGCGUUAGUUGCGAUGGCCCCUUCAAACCCGGUUGCACAAACAACACGUGUCAUGCUACUGCAAGUAACCCUUUAGCUAACUCCAUCUUUGGUGGUGAACUUGGGGAUGAUAUCGUUUUCCUUUCAAAACAGAAAAUCUCUGGCUUGCUUACUAGCUGCAUUGAAGUCGAUGGAUUCUCAUCAUUCAGGAACAAUGAUUCAGCACUUUUUCACUUACCCAAAACCUCCAAAGGAGUUUUAGGCCUUUCAAAAUCACAACUUGCGUUACCAGCACAACUUGCAUUAGCAAAUAACCUUCCUCACAAGUUUUCUCUUUGCUUGCCUUCUUCAAACAACCUUGGUUUUACCAACUUGCUUGUUAGGGAACAGCCACAGGAAGUUUCGAAAUUUCUCCAAACGACACCGUUGAUUGUCAACCCUGUUUCCACGGGUCCAAUAUCCGUGGCAGGUGUUCCUUCCAAUGAGUAUUUCAUUGAUGUGAAAGCUGUUAAGAUUGAUGGGCAUGUUGUGAACUUGAAGCCUUCCCUUUUGUCUAUUGAUAACAAGGGAAAUGGUGGCACCAAAAUUAGCCCAAUGAGUCCUUUCACCGAGUUACAAUCCUCUGUCUACAAAACCUUCAUUCGGGAUUUCCUCAAGAAUGCUUCGGAUAGAAGAUUAAAGAGAGUGGCAUCAGUGCCACCAUUUGAGGCAUGUUUUGAUUCAAGUUCCGUUGGGAAUUCCGCAAGUGGGUUUGCUAUGCCAACCAUUGAUCUAGUGUUACCAGGAGGAAUGGAGUGGAAAAUCCAUGGUGCCAAUUCAAUGGUGAUGGCUAAGAAAAAUGUAGCAUGUCUAGCAAUUGUCGAUGGAGGGAAAGAGCCAAAGAUGUCGUUUGUUAAAGCUUCAAUUGUUAUUGGUGGAUAUCAGUUGCAGGACAAUCUUUUGGUCUUUGAUGUGGCUUCAUCCAAACUAAGCUUCAGCUCUUCGCUUUUGCUCCACAAUACAAGCUGUUCCCACUCUCGAAUGUUAUUUUAA
Messenger RNA from Abrus precatorius (Indian licorice), 1312 nucleotides. Its product is annotated as basic 7S globulin 2-like. The transcript has a single exon. Bases 14 to 1312 code for a protein of 432 amino acids. The record is from RefSeq and is a predicted model, not a curated record. Gene Ontology annotation, biological process: proteolysis. NCBI's taxonomy places the organism in Eukaryota, Viridiplantae, Streptophyta, Magnoliopsida, Fabales, Fabaceae. Gene Ontology annotation, molecular function: aspartic-type endopeptidase activity.